GAUAAAUCUGCUGCUACCCAAUCAUCAAAUAAAAAUCAAAAUAAUUAUGACGAUUCAAGUGAUUCGGAUGUGUCGUCUUGUGAGUCACAAGGUUCAACACCAGAUCUCAAGUCGCCCAAACGUUUAGAUAAAAAUAAACAUUUGAUAACUAAACUGCUGACCACCCUGGAGCAAAGAUCCUCCAGCAACUCCAAUGAAGAAGAGGAGGAGGAAGAAGAUGACGAUGAAGACGAAGAUAGUGAUAAUGAACGUGAUAAUGAUGAAGAUGGUGGCGAUAAAUCUAACACCUGGGCCGAUGAAAAUCCUGUAACACAAGAAGAAAUCGAAGAUAUAUGGGCGGAUAAAUCACCAGAAUAUCGGGCAGCGACACCCACCUAUAUACGUAAACAAUUUGGCAAGGAUGUUAUUGCGCAAAAAUAUGGCAAGUUUAGCCGUUCAGCAGUGGGUGGUUCCAAAUUCCUAACGAACUGUCAUCCCUAUAAUCCCGAGGAAUAUGAUGGCCUGGAAUUUGAAUCCCGUUUCGAAUCGGGUAAUCUGGCCAAAGCUGUACAAAUCACACCAGCCUAUUAUGAACUGUAUUUGCGUCCGGAUUUAUAUACCAGCCGUUCGAGGCAGUGGUUUUAUUUUCGGGUGCGCAAGACUAAAAGGAAUAUGUUGUACAGAUUUUCCAUUGUCAAUUUAAUUAAAUCGGAUAGUUUGUACAAUGAUGGCAUGCGUCCGCUUAUGUACUCCACCCAUAAUGCCAAAACACGGAACGAAGGUUGGGUGCGUUGCGGUGACAACAUCUGUUACUAUCGCAAUGACGACGAGUAA
Molecule: messenger RNA, 813 nt
Organism: Musca vetustissima
Lineage: Eukaryota; Metazoa; Arthropoda; Insecta; Diptera; Muscidae
Product: cytosolic carboxypeptidase Nna1-like
Exons: 3
Source: RefSeq, a predicted model, not a curated record